Molecule: messenger RNA, 1827 nt
Organism: Lichtheimia ornata
Lineage: Eukaryota; Fungi; Mucoromycota; Mucoromycetes; Mucorales; Lichtheimiaceae
Exons: 2
Coding region: 1-1827 (608 amino acids)
Biological process (GO): SCF-dependent proteasomal ubiquitin-dependent protein catabolic process
Cellular component (GO): SCF ubiquitin ligase complex
Molecular function (GO): protein binding
Source: RefSeq, a predicted model, not a curated record
AUGUCGUUGACGGCAGCAUCUCUUCCACGUGAAAUCCUCACUCUCAUUAGCCAUCACGUCACCAGCGAGGACUACUUUGCUUGUCUCUACGUCUGCCACAAUUGGUCCAUUGCCUUUACGUCGAUUCUUUAUGCGACCGUGUCAAUCACAAACAGUUGUCAAUGUUCACUCUUUUACGACACGCUACUCGAAUCAGCAAGGCGAUCUCGCAAGGGUUUGCCACAACGCACGAACCUUGGUCACUGUGUAAAGAUAUUGCGUAUCAAGGCGAGCCGACCACGAGCAGAGAUGGUGCGACGACUACCAGGGCUAUGCCCUAACCUUCAGGUGUUCGACAUCUCCAAUGAUCCUGGUUUCACAUCGAUUGAUAACGACACAUGCCCUACAGCAACAUCUUAUCGCGUAGCUGAUCUGAAACGGUUGCCAAGCAACGCUGGAUACGCCGCAUUGUCAUUGACACAGCUUUCGAUUACAUCCGAAUAUGGCAUUGUUAAUCUCGAUUGGCUCAAUGGAUUGCACACGCUCAAAAAGUUACAGCUCAAUUGGAGUAAGCAGAUAUGGACCUUUGAACGCAUGGAUGAGGUUCAUGAUUGGUGCCCUCACUUGGAACGACUUGAGCUUGUCUUGGAUCGAAGCGACUUUAAUAAGACCGACCUUGUGGGGUUACAGCUUCCUCCCGAAUCAAUGCCCGCGCCAUCCAUGCAACACAUCAGUCUCACGCUUCCCUAUCACUUUGCCGAAUACCAGGCUGCAGCAUGGUUGAUUUAUUUCGCUUCCAAAUACCCGAAUCUACGCGCUCUUUGUUUGGAUACCAAUCCUACACACCAUUACAGCAUGGCAUUUGCACUCGAAUACAUGGAUGCACCCAUUCUCAACAGCUCAGUAGAAACAGCACGUUUACGAUCCUAUCGUCUCUUUGCACAAGGAUGUCGACAACUUGAUACAGUGCAUCUCAAGGACAUUGGAUUAUACAGGCACUUUUUCCAUGCUUUGUGGGAUACAGGGCAUAUCAAAUUGCAGCAUCUGGAGAUUGACGAGACCCGCAACUUUCCUAGUGGGACCAUUGCGCAAUGUUUCGAUUGGUGGAAAGGGAGCUUACAUUCACUUGGACUUAAGGGUGCUACGUACAUGCCGAUGAACAUCAAUCUUCCAUGGUCACUACGUUUGUUAACGUAUCUCAGUCAUCUUGAAAUUGUGCGUCCUUAUGGCAAGCUUCCUAUUGGUCUGCUAUUGGAUUGUGCUUCAAGUCUCAAAUCCCUCGAACUCUACGGCACCGAGCUAUGCACCACCAUGCAACUAUAUACGAAUACGCACAGACGAUUCUACUCUUCAGACCUAUCCUCGCAUUCAUUACCACAUCAUCCUCUCCAACGUCUUGUUAUUCGUGGUCACAACAGGCUUUCCGAAAAAGUCAUCACCUACAUCGGCCGUCGUUGUCUCUCUUUGCAGCAUUUCGAGCUUGAUGAUUGCACUUUAAGCGAUAUUGAGGAAGAUAACAAGGGUGCCAUCCAGUUGCCAUAUCAAUCCUUGGAAAUCAUGUCAUUGAACAACGUUUGUUUAUUGCGUUCCUCCAAUACCUAUCGAAGAAGUGGAUCCCAAAUCGAAGUAUUUGCCGUACACACAGCAACCAAUGCGGGUCGUAUCAGUGGUACACGUUGUGAUCAUUAUCGGUGGUAUGAUAUGAAGGAACCUCGACAACAGGAACGUGUAUUGGGACGAAUGCCAUCCAAACGACGUGGAGCAGUGCUACGGUUGAAGAAUCAUUUGUUAAUCCAAUGUCAGUCAAUUGAUCGUCUUUAUGUUGGCCAGCACCGACUCUUGCUUUGA